AUGGCCGUACCUGAGUCUCCCGGGGAGCUCCCGGCAGCUCUCCCGGGCGGGCGGCGCUGGACGGGCGGGGGAAGGAGUGGGACUCGGAAGAAGAGAGCGGGGAGGGGAGACAGUGGGCGCGGACCCGGCGUUGGCCGCUCAGUCGCAGCUGCGCCCCCGCUCAUCGAGCCGAUCGGCCCUCCGCAGCCUGGCGCCAGGCGGAGGGGGCGGGUCCAGGCCGCGGAGAUCGUCGAGGGAGUCGAUUUCCCCCUCAACUCUCCUCUUGGAGGCCGCGGCGGACGCGAAGCUUAG
Molecule: messenger RNA, 291 nt
Organism: Rangifer tarandus platyrhynchus (Svalbard reindeer)
Lineage: Eukaryota; Metazoa; Chordata; Mammalia; Artiodactyla; Cervidae
Source: the annotation of a GenBank genome assembly